This is a messenger RNA of Thermothielavioides terrestris NRRL 8126, 345 nucleotides long. RefSeq lists its product as uncharacterized. NCBI's taxonomy places the organism in Eukaryota, Fungi, Ascomycota, Sordariomycetes, Sordariales, Chaetomiaceae. The record is from RefSeq and is a predicted model, not a curated record. The transcript has a single exon. The coding region runs from base 1 to 345 and encodes 114 amino acids.
AUGUGCACCACCUACACGACAUACUACAGCUGCGGCCACCUCCGCAACCAGCGACUCAUCCGCUGCGCCCGCCGGCACGAGCACCUGCUCACCACCGUGCGCAACACCGACUACACACUCGACUGCCGCAGCUGCGCGCAGCAGCGCCGCCGGCGCAGGUGGUGGCAUGAUGCGUCAGACGACGGCAGCGUCGACCUCAACCUCGACCUCAACCUCGACGUCGACGUCGGGCGUCGUGAUGACCGCGACUACUACGACUACGAGUACGAGUGUUACGAGCGCUCGUACCGGCACUAUCCGUGGCGGGAGAGGGAGUGGAGGCGGUGGUUGUUGAUGUUGGAUUGA